AUGGCGACAGCAUCGCCAACACCAAUGGCCGCUGCUGGCGUCCGAAGAGCCUCACAACGCCAGGCUCUGAGACGCCCAGCAUCUCGACAGAUGGUCAGCAGGAGCGAGAGCCAGGCUGCAGCUGCUGCCGCCGCCGUGGCCGUGGCAAGCCAAUCGCCACAUCAGCAACAAUAUCACGACGACAGCUCAGAGGAUGAGAUCCCCGUGCCUAUGAAGCUCAGUGCUCUCACCAAGGCACUGCUCAACGAUGAUGCCCCAGAUGCCGGGGACAAGGCCCCCUCCUCACCGCCACGUACAAGACGAAGAACCAGUGCAUUGAACAAUAACAAUGCAGCUUCAAAUGUCUCCGCAGCCUCCUCGCAAGAUCGACGGCAUCUGCGGUCUGGCAGUGCACAGCCUGUUGAUGACAAGGCUGCUGCAAAGGCUGCCAAUACAAGUCAAAGUCAAGAGACUAGCCCCGUUAGGAAGAGGGUUGUACGUCUGGGGAGCAACCCUCACAGCUUGAAUCAGAUGGGGCCUGGCAAGAGACGUUCUACAUCCACGUCCCGCACCACCGGCCCAAAGGCCUCUGCAUCACUACCCAGCCGGACGGGGAACUACGAACGGCCUGCAGAGGAAGAGCCAGAGUCCCAACCGGAACCGCAGCAAGAGGUCAACACUCCCUCGCAUCCCGACAGGGUAGUGCGCAUUGCCGCCGGGUCUUCUGCCAACCGAAGUCGAAUUGGCUCUUCAGGACCUUCGUCUGGACGAACCAACCUUGACCGUUCCGUGGCCGCAGACAGAUCACACCUGGAAGCCGAGUAUGAUCAGUCAGAAGCACCCGAGAGUGCGGUGCGAAACAACCCUGGCAGCCAUGGCAGUGCGUCACGAUACCCGUCCACGCGGAGUCGCCCAGACGACCUAAACUUGCAGAGCUCCAUGCGAGUGAAGCGAGUUGGUAAGUUGUCAGGGAGCUUCCUUAGUGGCCCUGCGAGAAGAGGCAGACGGCGUCAAAGCGAUGAGGACGGUGGUGAAGGCAAUGCAGAAGGCGAGAAUGGUGCUCCCAACCAUGAACCGGAUCACGGCCACCCGCCGGCAGAGGAGGUGCCCGAGUCGUCCAUCUACCACGAGGCGAACCAGGAGUUUAACUCGGGAAGCCCUGUUAGCGGCAGUGCUGCUCGAGCUAGUCAUAGGAGACAGGCAUCUGGUAUCGAAGUGCCCGACCUUGGUUCGUCCCGGCGCUCAUCUCGAGGCGUUCAGUUCGAGGCCCGGCGCGACGACCACAUCACCGUGCCAGAGGCCAUGCUCCCCAAACGCAUCGAGAUUCCCUCGGCAAACGACCAGGAGAAUGAGUACCCCAUUACCUUUAAGCGGCCGAUCAAGGUUGCCGCAGACCAAGGACCGCAGAAGCCGGUUGUCCGACAGGUGCACGUUGAUCUUGGCAACGCAAAGCCAGCCUCGCCAGAGAGGAAACCAUUGGCAUCUAUUGUCAACAACACACCACACCGAUCUGCCGCCGCCCCUCCUCCACCGCCCAAGAUGUCCGUCUUGGAGGCGGCGACGUCGACGGCCGGUGCUGCUGCCACUACUACACAGGCCAAGCAGCGCCGCAACGUUCUCCGGGUCAAUGGAAAAUGCUACACCAGGCUGGAGUGUCUGGGCCGCGGCGGCAGCGCCAAGGUGUACCGAGUGACCGCUGAAAACGGCAAGAUGUUUGCGCUGAAACGAGUCGCCCUCGAGAACGCCGACGAGAGCGCCCUCAAGGGCUACAGGGGAGAGAUUGACCUCUUGGGCAAGCUCAAGGACGUGGAUCGUGUCAUUGACUUGUACGACCACGAGCUGAACUCUGAGAAACAAGUUCUUACUUUGCUUAUGGAGAUGGGUGAGCUGGACUUGAACAAGCUCAUCACGUCUCGACAAAACCCUGAGUCCGCGAGGUUUGACCCCGUCUUUACGCGCUUCUACUGGAAAGAAAUGCUCGAGUGUCUGCAAUCGGUGCACCAGUACGAGAUUGUCCACUCGGACCUCAAGCCAGCCAACUUUGUCGUCGUGCAGGGCCGUCUCAAGCUCAUUGACUUUGGCAUCGCCAACGCCAUCCAAACCGACGAGACGGUCAAUGUCCACCGCGAGACCCUCAACGGCACGCCAAACUACAUGUCGCCCGAGUCGCUGAUGGACUCCAACAACCCCCGCGGAGGACGCAUGCCAGGCCGUCCCAGGCUAGUGAAGCUCGGCAAACCCAGCGACAUUUGGUCCCUCGGCUGCAUCCUGUACCAAAUGGUCUACGGCGUCCUUCCCUUUGGCCACAUUGCCAACCCAAUGGCCCGGUGCCAAGCCAUCAUCAACUGGGACCACACCAUAGAGUUCCCAUCCCGCGCUGUCGGAGGCGUGCCCGUUCCGCCGUCCCUGCUUCGCACAAUGAAGCGCUGUCUCAACAGGGAUCACCACAUGCGUCCUACGUGCGAGGAACUCCUCCACCCAUCCGACCCGUUCCUCUACCCCGCCGAGUUUAAUGAAAAGGCUCUGCCCAUUGACGAGGACCUGCUUGGUAGAAUCAUCCAGAGCGUCGUCACUCGAUGUCGCGAACGAAUGCCCACCGAGUCGGAGAGCGCAAGCGUCUGGCCCCAAGCGUAUUGGACGAGUAUACGCAAGGCAAUGGCCGGGAGGAUGUAG
Messenger RNA from Pochonia chlamydosporia 170, 2652 nucleotides. Its product is annotated as TTK protein kinase. Lineage: Eukaryota; Fungi; Ascomycota; Sordariomycetes; Hypocreales; Clavicipitaceae. The transcript is spliced from 2 exons. Gene Ontology annotation, molecular function: ATP binding; protein serine/threonine kinase activity; protein serine/threonine/tyrosine kinase activity. Gene Ontology annotation, biological process: meiotic spindle assembly checkpoint signaling; mitotic spindle assembly checkpoint signaling; protein localization to kinetochore. Gene Ontology annotation, cellular component: kinetochore; spindle; nucleus. The record is from RefSeq and is a predicted model, not a curated record. Bases 1 to 2652 code for a protein of 883 amino acids.